Ambispora gerdemannii is the source of this 1071-nucleotide messenger RNA. The record is from the annotation of a GenBank genome assembly. NCBI's taxonomy places the organism in Eukaryota, Fungi, Glomeromycota, Glomeromycetes, Archaeosporales, Ambisporaceae.
AUGUCUUCUGACCCGUUCGAUAGCUCUCCAAAUUUCAGUCAAUUACAAAUAGAAAAUCUACGUCUUCAUGAAGAAAACAAACGUCUUAAAGAACAUGUUAAUUUGUUGUCUCAACGUGGAUGGAAUAAUGCCGGCAGCAGCAGUGACUUUAAUAUAAUUAACUCAGUUCAGCUUGUAACAAAUAUUGCUAACCUUCGAGACACGCUAAACGAAUUCACAAAUUUGAAAUUGGGCAAUGAACUUCGAAUUAAUCAACAGGCCGCAUUUCAAUUAUUCAACAAAUAUAAAUGUAGAAGAAGUAUCGAGUUUACGAAACUCUAUCACUCAGAGAUUGAUGUCUUCAACUCGAAUAUCUCGUCGGCACCACUCGAUAAUGGGCUGGACUUCAGGCAAAUCUUGAAAUUCGCUCUUCAACGUCUCAUCAUUGAAACGAUUCUUGAGAAAACUCAGCAGUACAUCGAAUUGGUAGUAAAUUCACGACCAAAUAACAAAAUAGCUCUCGAAGAAAAUCUCGAGGCAAAUAUAAUCAAAAUAUCAAAUGACUUUAUAGUACAUGUAAACGAUUUCGACAAAUUCCGUUCUGGAACAGACGACCUCACUAAAAAUCUCCCGGUGAAAAUUCGUCAACAGACAGCUGCCAUAUUAGGUGCUCGAGCAUUCAACAAGGAAUCUCAUCCGUUUAUCACGCACUUGACAAAGGAAUUAUUCGACUUGUUGAAUCAGCAUCGUACAAUUUCUAAUCAACAGAAACUCCAGGAAAUUCAUCAAAUGAUACCACAACUUAUUCGUGAUGUCAUUCGUGUGUUGUUCUUUAAUUUGUCAGCGCAUGAACCGUCUCCAAAGGUGAAAUUUUUCGAAGCUGGUGUGCCUUUGGAUUUGGAGCUGAUGGAAGGUGCAUUUGAACCUAAUGAAAGUUUGAAUUUGGAGGUCGAAAUUUGUGCUUUCCCUAUUAUCGGAACAGACUUAAACAAUCGUGACCGUAAAUUAUUCAAAAAAGCUCAAGUUUAUGUCGUCGAAAAAAACAGGUCAAAGAAUACACUUGCCAACACACUUGCCAGCAAAUCAGACUGA